Alternaria rosae is the source of this 423-nucleotide messenger RNA. RefSeq lists its product as uncharacterized. NCBI's taxonomy places the organism in Eukaryota, Fungi, Ascomycota, Dothideomycetes, Pleosporales, Pleosporaceae. Gene Ontology annotation, molecular function: Arp2/3 complex binding; actin binding. Gene Ontology annotation, cellular component: actin cortical patch. The record is from RefSeq and is a predicted model, not a curated record. The transcript has 3 exons. Gene Ontology annotation, biological process: negative regulation of Arp2/3 complex-mediated actin nucleation; actin filament debranching. The annotation marks the transcript as partial.
UCCGAGGCACGACUCUACACUUUCUCGGAAGAGACCAAGUCCAAGCUACGCAAGUUCCGCCUGGGCACCUCGCGCGCCAAAGACCCCCAGGCCGUUAUCUACGAAAUCGAUAAGAAGACGCUCGAAGUACGACAGUCGGACGAUGAGGUCUAUACCGACGUACAGAGCCUCGCCGAUGAGCUCCCUGACCACGCACCGCGAUUUGUGCUCUUGAGCUACCCAUUGACCCUCGACUCGGGACGGUUAUCGGUGCCAUACGUUAUGCUAUACUACCUGCCCAUCACAUGCAACAGCGAGGUGAAGAUGCUGUACGCCGGUGCAAAAGAGCUGAUGCGGAACACAAGUGAGGUCAACCGCAUUAUCGAGAUCGACAGUGCCGAGGAUCUGGAGGAGAUUGAAGACAAGCUGAAGGAGCAGAAGUAG